Knipowitschia caucasica is the source of this 303-nucleotide messenger RNA. Lineage: Eukaryota; Metazoa; Chordata; Actinopteri; Gobiiformes; Gobiidae. The record is from the annotation of a GenBank genome assembly.
AUGGCGGCCGCCGCGCAGGGCCCAGGAUGGCGAGGAGGCGACCAGAUGGCGCCCGAGUUUGGGAUGCCAGGUGGGCGGAGGUUUCGCAGAGGUCCAGGCGAAGGUUUUUUCUCUUUUCCCGUGGACGCGUGGGAGAACGAGGAGGGGUCGGUGCCAACUGCGAAAAAUGAAGUCUUGGCUGCGCCGCGACAGCAGCUCCAGUUUGUGCAGGGAUUUGGAGCCGAGCGGCGGGUAAACGACAGAGCGGCCUCCACCUGCGCCUGUGCGACGAUAGAGUCAUCUCAGUUCAAUUUAUCUGUGUAG